AACGUGAACAAUAGGAUGGCUGAAUACAGGGGUCGAUCCAACUAUGGGUCGACUUUCUUCGAGAAAAACAACAAAUUCAAUGACAUUAAGCCUGUCGUGAAGAAUGAGAUCAAGAAUGAGAGCAAACCGUUUGGCAAUAAUUAUGAGCACAGAGGCAGAGGUGGCAGAAGCAGAGGCGGCCACCACUACGGGGGCCCUAAUCGGCCGCCCCAUCACUUCGCUAAUUACUCGACACCACCCGUGGCUAAUAAUGUACACAACGGCGCCGAUUGCGGACAAAACCUCAUGACUGACGGCGUGGCGAAUCAGAUGCCGGCGUUUGGCAGCAGAUACUCAUACGACGGCCGUCCCUCUCAUCCAAAUGACUUGAAUUAUUGCGAUUCUUAUCGAUAUUACUCCAAAUCCAAUGGCAAUUCUUAGCCCUAAACUACAUAUCAAUAUUGGUGUCAAGCCAUAAGUGACAUCAGGAAUAAGAUUACAUGCUUUUUAAGAUUUGGUGACCUGUCUUUCAAUUGAGUGCUAAAUGACUCCACA
Molecule: messenger RNA, 534 nt
Organism: Oppiella nova
Lineage: Eukaryota; Metazoa; Arthropoda; Arachnida; Sarcoptiformes; Oppiidae
Source: the annotation of a GenBank genome assembly